AUGCAAUAUAAUGUAGAAAUUAUUCGUCUCCCAGUGAAGCAUUGUUGUUUGAAUCCAAUUGAAUUAUGUUGGACCAGUCUGAAAGAUUAUGUUCGCAAGAAUAAUACACUAUUUCGAAUGACUGAUGUACGUGAUCUUGCUGCUGAAUUCAUUGCAGGUUACGAUGGUGACGCUUCCGCCAAGGCAAUAGCACAUACACGAAAAAUCGAGAAUCAAUUUAGAGAUGCUGAUCGGUUUAUUGAAGAACAUCUUGAAUCUGAUUCGAUGGAUUAUGCUUCGGACGACGAAUCUAAUGUCUCGUCAGAAGAUGAUGAAGAAAAUAGUAACAGUUGA
This is a messenger RNA of Rotaria sp. Silwood2, 333 nucleotides long. Lineage: Eukaryota; Metazoa; Rotifera; Eurotatoria; Philodinida; Philodinidae. The record is from the annotation of a GenBank genome assembly.